Molecule: messenger RNA, 333 nt
Organism: Penicilliopsis zonata CBS 506.65
Lineage: Eukaryota; Fungi; Ascomycota; Eurotiomycetes; Eurotiales; Aspergillaceae
Exons: 2
Biological process (GO): 2-oxoglutarate metabolic process
Source: RefSeq, a predicted model, not a curated record
GCUACUUUCGCUCUCCGUGCCGCUGCUCGCACCCCUCUCAUUCGCUUCCUCGGCAAGCGCUCUGUCCCUAAGUCGGUCGACCACACUCCUCGCCCUCACCCUGCUUCUCCCACCGGCGCCCUGCCGGACUCGUUUGCCGCCUACAGAAUCAAGGCCCAGCAGCACGGCCCUCUCGGUCACGCCUCCUUUUCCAGUGGUGUCGGUGGCCAGUCCGGUGCUUCUCUUGGCCCUAUCCGUCCCCAAUCCGGGGAAUUCUUCGACCGUGUGGAGCUUCCCCAGCGUUUCCACCGUCUCCCUUGGACUGCCGCCGAGAUCGAGGCCAUUGAGACCGGC